AAGGCCCUGUCCUGUACGUAGCGCUGAAGUCAGGCAGCGGACGCCACGCGAGGGGAGGGUCGCUUUUAAAGGGCCAGCUGCGGAAGGAAAGUUGUGCGGAGAGUUUCUGUUAGGUCCUGUCAGAGGGGUAUAUAAACGGCACCUCGCCUUUGGUGGGCUGUGGGGAAGGGGGGAAAUAAUCCCAGGAGUCGCCGGCCGCAGCCAUGGAGCAGGCAGCGCCCAAAAGCAAACUGAAAAAGCUAAGCGAAGACAGCUUGACUAAACAGCCUGAAGAAGUAUUUGAUGUAUUGGAGAAGCUUGGUGAAGGGUCUUAUGGGAGUGUAUUUAAAGCUAUUCAUAAAGAAUCUGGGCAAGUAGUGGCAAUUAAGCAAGUCCCUGUUGAAUCAGAUCUGCAGGAAAUUAUUAAGGAAAUUUCUAUAAUGCAACAAUGUGACAGCCCUUACGUUGUCAAGUACUAUGGCAGCUAUUUUAAGAACACAGACCUGUGGAUUGUUAUGGAGUACUGUGGAGCUGGUUCUGUCUCAGACAUAAUUAGAUUACGUAAUAAAACGCUUACAGAAGAUGAAAUUGCAACCAUUCUAAAAUCUACGCUUAAAGGACUUGAAUAUUUGCAUUUCAUGAGAAAAAUACAUAGAGAUAUAAAGGCUGGAAACAUUCUCUUAAACACCGAAGGGCAUGCUAAAUUAGCUGACUUUGGAGUGGCUGGACAGUUAACUGAUACAAUGGCAAAACGCAACACCGUCAUAGGUACUCCAUUUUGGAUGGCUCCAGAGGUAAUACAAGAGAUUGGUUAUAAUUGUGUGGCAGACAUCUGGUCCCUUGGCAUUACCUCAAUAGAAAUGGCCGAAGGAAAGCCUCCGUAUGCUGAUAUACACCCAAUGCGGGCAAUUUUUAUGAUUCCUACGAACCCCCCUCCAACAUUCCGGAAGCCAGAGCUUUGGUCUGAUGAAUUCACUGAUUUCGUGAAAAAAUGUUUGGUGAAGAAUCCUGAGCAGAGAGCAACUGCAACCCAACUUUUGCAGCAUCCUUUUAUUAAGAAUGCAAAACCAGUUUCAAUCCUGAGAGACCUGAUUACUGAAGCUAUGGAAAUUAAGGCGAAAAGGCAUGAAGAACAGCAAAGGGAACUUGAAGAAGAAGACGAAAACUCGGAUGAGGAUGAGCUGGACUCCCAUACCAUGGUGAAGACAAAUUCAGAAAGUGCCGGCACAAUGAGAGCCACAAGUACUAUGAGUGACAGUGCUCAGACAAUGAUUGAACAUAAUAGCACCAUGCUUGAAUCUGAUUUGGGGACCAUGGUGAUAAACAGUGAUGAUGAUGAAGAUGAAGAUGAAGAUGGAACUAUGAAAAGAAAUGCAACAUCACCACAAGCUCAGCGACCUUCUUUUAUGGACUACUUUGAUAAACAAGAUUCCAAGAAUAAAAGCCAUGAAAACUGCAACCAGAAUAUGCAUGAAUCGUACCAUAUAUCGAAGAAUGUCUUUCCCGAUAACUGGAAGGUUCCUCAAGAUGGUGAUUUUGAUUUUCCUACAGCCCCUGCUGUCCUAGCUGACCCUGACCAGGAACAGUGGGAGCAACCCCCUCCCUAUGCUCUCAUUUAUCCAAAACUACUUAAAGGAAAGGAAGGAUCGGGUGAUAACGAACAAAAAGAGGCUGGGACUACAGGGGCGGCAGAGCAAACUGAAAAGGAAGGGCAACGAGAAAAUUCAGAAUAUGGUCUCCACCCAGAUCCCAAACCAAGUGCGGCAGCACUGGAAGCCUUGGGCAGUCCAUGCAACAAGAUCCCAGGGGCAAGAAUCUUCCCCUUAAAGGAAGUGCCUAAUCCAACAACCCCUCUAGAUGAUAAGGAAAAAUAUAACUCUAGGAUAUGGAAGUAUGUGCCAUUCUCAUACAUGGAUCUAUUGAACUGGAAAGCACAUAGCCCACCCUAUUCUGAAAAGCCCAAAGUCAUAACAGAUUUGAUUAGUACAAUUAUGGAAUAAAUUAUCCCAAUUGGGCGGUCUGCAGGCAAUUACUGAUAACCUUUCUCAGUACUGAGGAAAGGCAAAGGGUCGAUCAACAAGCACAGGAAUGGCUCAAGUGAGAAGCAGAGAGGCAUGGGGCGGCCAACACACAGGCCUGGGUUGCGGAGAAUU
Molecule: messenger RNA, 2132 nt
Organism: Lacerta agilis (Sand lizard)
Lineage: Eukaryota; Metazoa; Chordata; Lepidosauria; Squamata; Lacertidae
Gene: STK3
Product: serine/threonine kinase 3
Exons: 11
Coding region: 204-1979 (591 amino acids)
Biological process (GO): intracellular signal transduction; protein phosphorylation; regulation of MAPK cascade
Cellular component (GO): cytoplasm
Molecular function (GO): protein serine/threonine kinase activity; ATP binding
Source: RefSeq, a predicted model, not a curated record